Messenger RNA from Cucurbita pepo subsp. pepo (vegetable marrow), 1536 nucleotides. RefSeq names its product putative Histone-lysine N-methyltransferase ATXR5. NCBI's taxonomy places the organism in Eukaryota, Viridiplantae, Streptophyta, Magnoliopsida, Cucurbitales, Cucurbitaceae. The record is from RefSeq and is a predicted model, not a curated record. Gene Ontology annotation, molecular function: protein binding.
CCAUUUUCGUCGUCCUCAUGACUCCGGCUUUGUCCUCCUCCUCCUCCUCCUCCUCCUCCUCCGCCGCCGCCGCCUCCCAGCGGCUUUUCCGCUGCACUGCUUCGCUGCGGCGAACUCACGCGCCUCACCGCUCUCCUUCCAUGUCUCCUCCGCCGAGGAAGCUGAAACUAAUGGCGGAGAUAAUGGUCAAGGCUAAGUAUGCGGUUAUCGAACGGGACGAUUACGACGACGUCAGGUGUGAGAAAUGUCGCUCCGGCGACCGGGACGAUGAGCUGCUGUUGUGUGACAAAUGCGAUAAGGGAUUUCAUAUGAAAUGUGUGAGUCCGAUCGUUGUUAGGGUCCCGAUUGGAUCCUGGCUUUGCCCCAAAUGCUGUGGCCAAAAAAGAGUCAGAAGUUUUUCUCAGAAGAAGAUUAUCGAUUUUUUCCGAAUUCAGAAAUGUAAAGACGCAGAAUCUCCAUAUCUAUCCGCUCAAGCUAUAAAGCAUAGGAGACGACUACGGUCAUUGGUGUGGCAGAAGAAAAGGAGAAGAUUACUAUCAUUUCUUCCAAGUGAAGAUCCUGAUCGCAGAUUGAAACAGAUGGGUUCACUUGCUACAGCUCUAACAACAUUGCAAAUGGAGUUCAGUGAUGAUCUGACGUAUUUGCCGGGCAUGGCUUCAAGAUCUGCUAACCAGGCAGAGCUUGAAGAUGGUGGAAUGCAGGUUCUUUCCAAAGAGGAUAUUGAGACCUUUGAACUCUGCAGAACCAUGAGCAGAAGAGGCGAAUGUGCUCCCCUUUUGGUAGUUUUUGAUACAUGUGAAGGUUUUACUGUACAAGCCGAUGAUCAAAUUAAGGAUAUGACUUUUAUUGCUGAAUAUACUGGUGAUGUCGAUUAUCUUACGAACCGCGAACACGAUGAUUGUGAUAGUAUGAUGACCCUUCUUUCAGCCAAACAUCCAUCUAGAAGUCUUGUCAUCUGCCCUGACACACAUGGAAACAUUGCUCGCUUCAUCAAUGGAAUCAAUAAUCAUACUCCAGAAGGUAAGAAGAAACAGAACUGUAAAUGUGUGAGAUACAAUGUUAAGGGCGAAUGCCGUGUGAUUUUGGUUGCUAUUCGGGAUAUUGCUAAAGGAGAGAGGCUUUAUUAUGACUACAAUGGAUAUGAGUAUGAAUACCCCACUCAUCAUUUUCUCUGAGAAUUUCUUAGGAUACGUCUAACAACUUUGGGAUUUAAUUUGUCUGUCCCAUACAGUUUUUUCACCAUUUUUUCUUCUUCUUCUGCUGAAUCUUGUUGCAAAGUCAACAGUUGUUGCUGAUUCUACCAAAGUAAUUUGUAUUGCAUUCCCUCGGCCGAGGUCGAGGCUCGGACCAACCAGGCCCGGGAGGAGGAGGGGGGAGGAAUGCCAGAUUUUUCCCAAGAUUUGGUAGUGAAGGAUGAAGUUCUGUUAGGUAUAUUACUGUAAUACAAUUGUGAGAUAAAUGUGCUUUCAUUUCUUGUGAAAAGUGAUUGCUUGUUACUCCAUUCCUACUUUUCUCCCAUUUAAGUUUCUUUUAUCC